UUUCCCAACUACAAAGAAAGGCAAAAUGAAGAACCAGAAGAUCUAAAAGCCAGGCUUGUCUACCAAAGUCGCAAAAGAGGAACGCUGGAGAUAGGUCUUCUACUAAGCACUUUUGCAUCAAAAUUUUUACCAACAAUGACUGAUGAGCAGUUGAAAGAUUAUGACCAACUCAUCAACAAACCGGGAAAUGAAUGGGACCUUUAUUACUGGAUUAUUGGAUCAAAACCAACACCUGAUGAGUUCAACACUCCGGUCAUGACUCUCCUGAGAACCUUUGCAAUGAAUGAACAGAAGGAACUGAGGAUCACUCAGCCAGCAUUAGAGGAAAAAUAA
Molecule: messenger RNA, 333 nt
Organism: Helobdella robusta
Lineage: Eukaryota; Metazoa; Annelida; Clitellata; Rhynchobdellida; Glossiphoniidae
Exons: 3
Biological process (GO): mitochondrial respiratory chain complex II assembly; mitochondrial electron transport, succinate to ubiquinone; protein-FAD linkage
Cellular component (GO): mitochondrion
Source: RefSeq, a predicted model, not a curated record